Messenger RNA from Leptinotarsa decemlineata (Colorado potato beetle), 4789 nucleotides. RefSeq lists its product as uncharacterized. Gene Ontology annotation, biological process: double-strand break repair via homologous recombination; DNA replication. Gene Ontology annotation, molecular function: ATP hydrolysis activity; single-stranded DNA binding; ATP binding. The record is from RefSeq and is a predicted model, not a curated record. Gene Ontology annotation, cellular component: MCM complex; nucleus. Lineage: Eukaryota; Metazoa; Arthropoda; Insecta; Coleoptera; Chrysomelidae.
UUCGAUGGAUGAAGGAUGAAUUCGUCUAUUGAUCCAUUCGAAACGUGGUCGAAAUGUUCCUUCAGAAAUUUUCUGUUGAAUUUAAUAACUCGCCUCUUAUAUUCAUACAAUUUGCCCAUUAUAUUUCCUUUCUCUAGAUUGCCGACACUGAGUAGGCGGCAAAGUGUUUCAUACGAAAUGUUCGAAAAUUACUUAAAAUCGUUCCAUAAAUGUGAUAUUAUCGAAAUUCUACGCCAUGAUGAUAAUUCCAAACAUUUUUCUUUGAAUAUAGAUUUUUUAGUCCUUUAUGAACAUCAAUCAGAUUUAGUGGUCACCUUAUUGAAUGAUCCAGAAAAAUGUUUACAAGACUGGGAGAAGGCAACUUUGUUGGCACAGAUGACUGUGUUGAAGGAAGCCGAUCAAAAUUCACAACUGAAGAACUUUGUUCACUGCCGUAUAUAUAACUUACCUUUUUGGCCUGCUGUUAGACGAUCUAUUUUUCCAAGCAAUGGUGAUGCUGGAAAAUUUUUACAAAUAUCCGGUACUGUUAUGAAAAUCACUACCCCAAAACUUCUGGAAUACCAGCGAAGUUACGUUUGUGUUAAAUGUAAAAGACCAACAUUGGUUAAAGCUGAAUAUGAUAGAAAAUACAUAAUAAAGCAACCAAAGAAGUGUGAUAAUCCAGAGGUAUGUUCUGGUACCAAUCUGGUGCAUUUUGGUGAAUUAGACAGUGAAAACUGUAAAGAUUAUCAAGAAAUAAAAAUACAAGAACAGGUAAAAAAAUUAGGAGUUAGUUCCAUGCCAAAUACAAUUUGGGUAACCCUUGAAGAUGACUUGGUUGAUAGCUGUAAACCUGGAGACAACGUAACAAUUUGUGGUAUAGUCAAAAGAAGAUGGGGUGAAUUUGAUAAAGGAAGAAAAAUUGAUAUUGACCUUGUUUUUAAAGCAAACCAUGUCCAGAUUGAUAACAGUAAUAGUGCUAUAUCUGCUUCAACACCUGAAGUUAAAGAAAUGUUCAAAUCUUUCUGGGAGAAAUAUGCAGAUAAUUCGUUAGAAGGAAGAGACUCAAUUUUGAAAUCAUUUUGUCCGCAGAUUUAUGGAUUAUAUUUAGUUAAAUUGGCCAUAGCCGUAGUUCUGGCAGGUGGUAGUCACAUUGAAGAUAUGAGUACAUCUACAGGUGUUCGAACAAGAUCUGAACCCCAUCUCAUACUAGUUGGUGACCCUGGAACAGGAAAAUCACAGUUACUAAGAUUUGCUUCUAAAAUAAUUCCCCGGUCAGUCCUUACAACAGGAGUCGGAUCCACUGCAGCUGGAUUAACAGUUACAGCUACUAUGGAACAUGGAGAAUGGCAACUUGAAGGAGGAGCACUGGUAAUGGCUGACGGUGGAAUUUGUUGUAUCGAUGAGUUUAAUUCAAUGAAAGAACAUGAUCGUACAUGCAUACAUGAAGCCAUGGAACAACAAACCAUAAGUGUGGCUAAGGCAAGUAUGGUGUGUAAACUCAAUACAAGAUGUUCCAUAUUAGCUGCUUGCAAUCCCAAGGGGAACUUGGACCCUUCUCAGCCCUUAGGCAUGAACAUAGCUCUGCCAAGUCCUCUUUUGAGCCGCUUUGAUCUUAUUUUGUUGCUAAGAGAUACUGUUAAUCAGGAAUGGGAUGAUCGCAUUGCUGAAUAUAUAUUAAAUGGGGGUGGUAACUUUUCUAAGCUUACUGAUGGAGGAUUAUGGUCACUAGAUAUUUUGCAGACAUACUUUGUUACUAUAAAAAAACUACACCCCAAACUGUCUAAGGAUGCUGAAGUUAUUUUAGGAACUUAUUAUCAAAUGCAACGAAGAAUAGAUACCAGAAACAAAGCAAGAACCACUGUAAGAUUAUUGGAGAGCUUGGUGAGAUUAUCUCAGGGACAUGCCAGACUUAUGUGUCACGAAAGUGUUCAAAUUGUGGACAGUAUUUAUGCGAUCAUUCUCGUUGAUACUGCAAUGGAUUGGGAUUCUUCGAUUUUAAAUCUAAACAUUACUUUGAAUAGUGUUUUUCCAGAAAGGCCUGUCGAGGAUUAUAGUAAUAUGUUGGAAAUAAUUUUGAACAAACUGCAGCUUCAUCAAAUUCUCGAUAAGGAAAUUAAUUUGUUGAAAAAGCCUAGGAGUAAUACUAUUCAAUCCAGGUUUUUCAAUUGUCAAAAUUCAGUUGUUCCAGAUGUAAGAAAACAAUCGCAGAAUGAUGAUUUUAAUAGACUACAAAAUGAUAAAACUUUUGAAAAAAUGUCCUCUGAUGGUGACUUUACAAGUGGAAUUAAUCUUCAAGAAUCCAGAUUCAACAAUUGUCAAAAUCCAAAUGUUCAAACUUCAAACAGACCUCUAAUAAUGAGUGAGCCGAGUAAAACAGAAAAAGAGCAAGUUGUUGAAACUAGACUUCAAGAUUCGAAACAAGAGAAAAACAAUAAGAUUCAGUCAUCUGAAUGUGGUGAUAUCCAUUUUAAGAAUUGUGUAGAAACUACAGAUCAUCUCAAACUCAAGUCAACCACAAUCCGAAAAUCCAACAAAACUGAUAAAUCCCGUUUUUUCAAUUCAGAAGUUGAUGAAGGAUAUGACACAGUUUCAUUUGAUAUUUCAGAUUCAAAAAAUACACGUCAAACUAAGUUGAAAUUUGAUACGAGGUCUCAGAGUAAAACACCAAAUCAGACACUUAACCACUGUGAUAUUUUUAACGAUAAUUAUGAUGAUUCAACUUUUUUUGACAUUUUAUACCCAGGUGAACCUGGACCUAGUACAGGAAAAAAACAUGAAUCUUGUAUUGGAAAGAUCUCAAUUUCAAAGAACAGUAUCGGAAAUCUUGGCGAAAAUAAUGAAUUAUCAACAUCUAGUGAAAUUGUUGGAUUAUCUUCAAAACAUAAAGGAAAUCAAAGUAUAGCCAACGAUGAGAAAUCAAAUUCACUACAGACUAUCAGGAAUAAAAUGAAGAAGUUUAAGUUCAUUAGAAAAAACAAUGAUUCAGUUGUAGAACACAAUAUACCAAAAGAGGUAAAUGGACAUGACACCAUUACUUCAAAUAAAAUUGAAAAGCAUGAAAACGUCAAUAAGGAAAAGGGCAAAAGUAAAAGUCUCAUUAAUGAAGGAGAUCCACAAUACUUCCCCAAAGAGAACUUAAUUGUUGAGGGGAGCCAAAAAUCUAGGGACAAAAAACUGUUUAAACGAACAACUAUUUCCCAUGAGGGUCCAAGUGAAAAAAGAAUCAAAAACAAGAAAAAUGUAGAAAAUGUCAAUAUUGACACUUUCCAAACCGACUUGGAAAUGUUGAGGCACAUGCCAGGAGUGAAUGAUGAUUUUAAUAUUGACUUAGACUUCAAUUGGGCUGAUUGCAACCAUCAAUCCUAUAGUGAUUCAGCUAAUCACAAUAUGACUCGUGAUUCAUCCCAAAACUCCAAAAUCAAAUCUAUACCAUUGAGGUUUUCUAGAAAUUCAAAACUUCUUAAGAAAAUAUCUAGUGAUGGAGUUAGUUCUAGUGAUAGUUGUGUAAGAAGUGAAAGUGCAACAUCUCAGUCUAUAAGGACUAUAUUUGACAGCUCUGAAGAUAAUUUAGAUGAUAUAAAUUUUGAUAUUUGAAUUGUUGACCUGAACUUAUAUAAACUUAUUGUUUAUAGUGUAACAAUUGUAUGGUUCUUAAUUGAGAAUAAUUUGAGAUUGUUUAUGAACUUAGGAUGAUGAAAGGUGGAAUACCAAGGACCCGAAGUGAGAACCGUGAAACCAUCAAUGUGCUGGUUGCAGGUUCAAUAUUCCUGUUCAAAUCAAGUUCAACCAACUCUAUAUACCUCGAUUAUAUGGAUCUACUCUCAAAUUCUCUCCAACCCUCUAACACCAACAACUUAUUUUCAUUUAAAUGCUGAAACAUGAGCUGCUAUGAAUGAGAAAUUGUAUAUCUGAAUGAAGGACUGGAAAAAAUUAUAACUUGGAGUGACAAUAAUCAAGAAGAAUCCAAUUCUAAACAACUCUGGCUAAGGUGAAUGUGGAAGAACCACUCAGUAUAUACUCAUUCUAUUCCAUAUUUUCAGAAAGCACUUUUCACUGGGAAAUCAAAUGUUAAAUAAAAUAUAGGGUUUCAUUGAAAAAAAAAUCAAUUAAAACAAUAGUUUUUGGACAUAUUACUAUCUACUAAUGGAAAAUAUUUAUAAUAGAACAUACUUUUCAAGUGAUAUAUAAUAACUCUUUAUUUCUUUUCAACAAAUGACAUACUGGUCAUGUACUUAACGACAUUUAUUCCUCAAAACUAUAGAAACAGAUUAAAACAUUUUUAGGAAGGUAGUUGAAUACAGAUAGAGUGCUACUAUUCUUCAGUUUGAUUGAUAAAUGAUUGAUUAUUUUGGGAGUCAUGAGAUUGGGAAUAUUAUAAGCCAGUUCACUCUUAAUGAACAGUAGAAACAUAUUAUUUUUUGACGAGUGUUAAAAAUGUAUUAAUCAAUUAUAAAAGGAUUAUUGUAAUCAUUGUAACAUACACACAUUAUUCGAAUAUUAACGUUGAUAUAUUGAAAUCAGUGAAUACAUUUAUAUAUGGUUCACGAGUAGGUAUCACAUGGUUGGUAAUAUUAACACCUUUCUUGAAUAAUUUCGACCAGUAUAUAUAAGUCCAUUGUUGUGCACGGCUGAGAAAAGUCCGCCGAAUCUACGUUGUCUGUCUUUGAUCUGAGAUUCGUUCAAUCCAACACCCUGGUUUCUUUCCGAAAUUUUUCUGCAACACAUGUAAAUAGAUUUAACCAUUUUUGUAUAUAUGAUUUUGUUAUUUUUCUGUACGUAGUUAUUAGGAAUAAACUUCUAUUUUAUA